UCCUAAAAUCUGUUUCUUCCUCUGAAUUGUUUUGCUGUGUAGGCACACAAGAAUGUUUGGGAAGAGUGUGUACAGCAGAUCAAGGGAUGGUCUUCUUCACCUCUACUCUGCCCUAGUGAGACUUCCCUCUCUACUUUGCCCUGACUCUUUAAGGACCACCCUGAGACCCUGGAUCGCUUUGAAAAGUUCAAAGGCCUGAAGAGCCCUGAUCAGAUGAAGGGUUCUGAAGACCUGAAGAAACAUGGAGCUACUGUCCUUACCCAGCUGGGCAAAAUCCUGAAGCAGAAGGGUAAUCAUGAGGCAGAGCUGAAGCCCCUGGCUCAAACCCAUGCGACCAAGCAUAAAAUCCCUGUCAAAUAUUUGGAGUUCAUUUCUGAAGUCAUUAUCAAGGUCAUUGCUGAAAAACACGCUGCAGACUUUGGGGCUGAUUCCCAGGCUGCCAUGAAGAAGGCGCUGGAGCUGUUCCGAAACGAUAUGGCCAGCAAGUACAAGGAGUUCGGUUUCCAGGGUUAGCACAUACGCACAGAGGAGCAUCACCAUGGAGGCCUGCCCAUGCAUCUUAGAGUAGCUUCCCCAGCACCCUUUUGGACUUCCCAUAACUGGCUGUCCAAGAUGUGUGGGAAAGCUUUGAUGAGAGGCCAAGAGUCACUCCAGGCAGCAUAGAGGCACUCAGAGCGAUAUCCAUGACAAACCAUCGUUUCCUGGCUUCAUGUAUAUGAGAGAAAUAAUCUGCUUUCUUAGGAAAAAUAAAAGAGUUAUCUGUGAGCUUCUGCCUAUCCUAUCCCCUUUUUUUUUUUCUUCCUCCCUGAAACUCAGUCUCAUCUGAGAGGUGAAUAGAAUGGCCAGAGAUGAAGGGAUAUGGAGGAACAAGGGCAACGUUGAGGAGUGUGGUGAACGGGAAAAUGAAGGGCUGACUCAGAUGGUGUGAAAGGGAUGUCAGGAUGGGGAGCAGGAGCAUGGCACCCUAUUCAUCCCAUAGGUGAGACUGUUGCUGUGGAGAGCUUCCAGUACAUCAUUGCCUUGCUCUGUGAGGGUGAAUACAGCCAGUCACUAGGAUCUGCCAGCUCUGAGACUGGCAAAAACUCACAUCAGCAAAACUGUAGAGAAGUUCCUCCUGUUAUCUGUAGCUUUCUGUAGCCACCACUGUGCAUCUGAAGUUGUGUUUCACUGGGAAGUGAAGUGUGUGUGCCUCAGAAAAUAAAAAU
Pogoniulus pusillus (Red-fronted tinkerbird) is the source of this 1205-nucleotide messenger RNA. It is a transcript of the gene MB, whose product is annotated as myoglobin. Bases 214 to 513 code for a protein of 99 amino acids. Lineage: Eukaryota; Metazoa; Chordata; Aves; Piciformes; Lybiidae. The transcript is spliced from 3 exons. Gene Ontology annotation, molecular function: oxygen binding; heme binding. Gene Ontology annotation, biological process: oxygen transport. Gene Ontology annotation, cellular component: extracellular exosome. The record is from RefSeq and is a predicted model, not a curated record.